AUGUACCACUACUCUAGUCCACCUCCCUCUGGGUGGCCCUCCUUCGACUACAUGAACUCUCCCCCGACCUCUCCUCACUACGCCUACUAUGCGAACCAGUUCACCAACCCCUUUGUUUCGCCACGAGGUCCGACGAAGCGCCAUGGCCGCAAGGCAAGUUAUGCAGCGCCUCCCUCUGUAUACACCCAUGGUUUCUACGGCGCAAUGCCCGAAUUUGGCACCCCGUCCAAACACGAAAAUGUCCCUGUUUUUGAUGACGUUGAUGCCGCCAAGUGGUCGCGCGCCCGCCGCCAGUCAACUUCUACCCGGAACCCAUCCAAGCCGAAACCCGCGACAGCGUCGAAACCCCCACCCAAGGCCACCGAGGAGGAUGCCGAGCGCGCAGGAAUCCCGCCGGGCUACUCAAUAAAGAACUGGGAUCCGACCGAAGCGCCGAUCAUCCUGCUCGGCAGUGUGUUCGACGCCAACUCGCUCGGCAAGUGGAUCUACGACUGGACUGUUUUCCACCACGGCGCCUCAACCCCAAUGGCCGAUGUCGCAGGCGAACUCUGGCUGUUGCUAAUUAAACUUGCUGGUAAAGUAAAGAGGGCGGCGGAAUGCGUGGAUCGGGUCAAGGACAUCGAUUCGCAAGAAACCGUGGAGGACUUUUUGGAAAGCGGGAAGCGGCUGUGGUCGCGCUUCAAGAAGCUGCUGAGGACGUGCGAGCAGUUCAUGUGGAAGGCGGCCAAGCGAGAAGGUGGGAAGUCGGUGUCGAUGGGCCGCAACGCAGGCUGUGAAUUUGUCGAGUCGAUCUUUGGUCGCGACCGUGAGUUGGAGAAUACGGAGAAGCUGAUGAACAGUAUCCGUGUAUGGAAUAUGCGAUUUGACGCAAACUGCGACGACAUACUGCGAAAGCGAACCGCUUAG
Molecule: messenger RNA, 906 nt
Organism: Aspergillus puulaauensis
Lineage: Eukaryota; Fungi; Ascomycota; Eurotiomycetes; Eurotiales; Aspergillaceae
Exons: 2
Coding region: 1-906 (301 amino acids)
Source: RefSeq, a predicted model, not a curated record